AUGGCUAGUCCACUCCUCUUCGACAGCACAGCCUCUACCUUAAUUGCGAGAGGUGCUGCCGACGAAGAUGCGAGGGAGGGUGCGGAGGAGGCGUCUUCGUCCGAGAGCGAUUCUGAGGUCGAGCUUGAUCAACUCCACGUCAACCUUGCUCCUCUUGACGACCCACCUGAGGUCGCCAUUCCUGAAGCAUAUCAGGAUGACAAUCUCGUGUGGGAUCUGGAGGAUCCAUCCAGCGAUUCGAGGAGAGAGACGAUCGCCUGCCCACCUUCGGCAGAAUCGAGGAGCAGGAUUCACAAUCUUCAGCUUGACAUCAUGGAUGAUAUUGUCCAAACACGGAAGGUUAGAAUGAAGAUGUGGGACACCAGCAAGGAAAAAGUGUGCGAGUUGCAACCUUUGGACGAAACUGGGACCGUGCAGAGUUACAUCAACAAUGUUGCUAAUAGGUUUUUGGACUUUGUAUGUACAACUCUCGCACCUAUUCCUAGUAGGAGCAAACGCAGAACUUUAGAGCUUCCUCAGCCCUCUACAUCAGGAACAAAAAAGGCAUUGUCCGGCAUCGUAUGCAUCAGCACAGACCGGAUCUCGCAUUCGCUUUCGACAUCAGCUACGGAGAUCAACCCGUGUGAGAAGGAGCAGAAGCAUAAAGAUAAACCAAGCAUAUCGCGACGACGAGGUCAUUUGAAGGACAACAGAUCCAACAGCUUCGACAUAUCCAUCCUCCAGGAGAAGCUUAGCUCCAUAAAGGCCAUAUCGAUCCCCACACCUUCCAACUGGUUCACGAAGAGACACCAGCCCACGAAGAGUGAUAUAACUAAUAAAGCAUUCCUGUUGAUAAUGCAGACUACAAAAGAAAAAUAUUUGUCAAAAAUAAAAGCUUCAGCUGCAGACCAUGGUAAACAAUACAACAAUGUGAUUGGAAAUAAGAAAAAUGAUGUAGUGAGCCUCAGGGCAAAAACAAAGCCUAGAAUCGAUUCAAACACAGAACAGUUGAAUAUUUCGAAUUGA
Molecule: messenger RNA, 1005 nt
Organism: Acanthoscelides obtectus
Lineage: Eukaryota; Metazoa; Arthropoda; Insecta; Coleoptera; Chrysomelidae
Source: the annotation of a GenBank genome assembly